AUGUCUGCCGAAGGCCGUUUUGAACCCCUUCGCCUCGGCUCUAUUGCCCCCAACUUCAAGGCCGAGACCACCAAGGGUCCUAUCGACUUCCACGAGUUCAUUGGUGACAACUGGGUCGUCCUUUUCAGCCAUCCUGAAGAUUUCACACCUGUGUGCACCACUGAGCUGGGCGCCUUCGCCAAGUUGGAGCCAGAGUUCACCAAGCGAGGCGUCAAACUGAUCGGCCUCUCGGCCAACACCAUCGACAGCCACGGCGAAUGGAUCAAGGACAUCAACGAGAUCAGUGGCAGCAACCUGAGCUUCCCGAUCAUCGGAGACAAGAGCCGACAGAUCGCCCUCAAGUAUGACAUGAUUGACCACCAAGAUGCCACCAACGUUGAUUCGAAGGGCAUCGCCUUCACCAUCCGAUCGGUCUUCAUCAUCGACCCCAAGAAGACUAUCCGCACCAUCCUCUCCUACCCAGCCUCGACCGGCCGCAAUACUGCGGAAGUCCUCCGGAUUGUCGACUCGCUGCAGACUGGUGACAAGCACAAAGUCACCACCCCGAUCAACUGGGUGCCUGGUGACGACGUCAUUGUUCACCCCAGUGUCAAGACCGAGCAAGCGAAGGAGAUCUGGCCGGAGCUGAAGAUCAUCAAGCCAUACUUGCGCGUGACACCGCUGCCCAAGGAGAAGACCACUGCGGCUUAG
Messenger RNA from Capronia epimyces CBS 606.96, 690 nucleotides. Its product is annotated as peroxidase. The transcript has 4 exons. Lineage: Eukaryota; Fungi; Ascomycota; Eurotiomycetes; Chaetothyriales; Herpotrichiellaceae. The coding region runs from base 1 to 690 and encodes 229 amino acids. Gene Ontology annotation, biological process: cellular oxidant detoxification; cell redox homeostasis; cellular response to oxidative stress. Gene Ontology annotation, cellular component: cytosol; mitochondrion. The record is from RefSeq and is a predicted model, not a curated record. Gene Ontology annotation, molecular function: peroxiredoxin activity.